GUCGAUCACGUUUGGCGUAGGACGGUCCAGUAACAGAGGCGUCGCGAGCUCCUGGAUUGGACUGCGCAAAACCACGGUCCGGAUUUGUCCCUGACGUCAUCACGGGUAGCAAUAGAAGUGGUCCUUGACAGGACGUCGAACAAGACCAUCGAAAUCACACAGCAGUGAAUUGAAACGGGAAGAAUAUGCUGAGUUCUUGGCAAUUGAGUAUCACAGAGCGCUAAAAAAUACAAGGGACUCGCUUUACUUGCUCUUUAAGAACCCGACACGCAAAGAAGAUGCGAUACCGUCACACAAUAGAACCGCUCCGGUGUUAAAGGGACUCGCUCUCGGUUGGUCGUCCUCCGCACAGCGUCUCGGUCUGCAGCGUUCAACCGGGAGACAUAAGCGGUCACAGAACCAACUAAUCCCCGCAACGGUCACAACACUGGGCGCCCCAUUACGAGGCCUUGGACCGGAGGGAAAUGGCAAUGGCAGCAAGAACUGGACUACAUACUAGAAAUUAAGUCGGUCGUUUAAUAUCGUGGAUAUUGAGUGUUAUGCUAAAUACGUUUAUUUUGAAUUCAACUGGAAAUGGGAGCUUUUAUAAGCAGACAGAACAUAGGCGUGGAAGAAGUGGACAUCCCGUCCAAUUCGGUGUACCGUUAUCCGCCGAAAUCGGGAAGUUACUUUGCCAGUCAUUUCAUCAUGGGAGGAGAGAAGUUUGACUCCACCCACCCAGAAGGUUACCUGUUUGGGGAGAACACCGACCUUAACUUCCUGGGAAUCAGACCUGUGGCGUUCCCGUAUGCGGCCCCCCCACCUCAGGAACCAGUGAAGACGCUGAGAAGCCUUAUAAACAUCCGGAAGGACACACUGCGGCUCGUAAGGUGUAGCGAGGACCUGAAGUUGCCGGGUGAGGAUGAGGAGGCGGUGAAGAACAGGGCUUGCUAUAACAUCGAGUUCACGUUUGACGCUGACACACAGGUGGCCAUCACCAUCUACUACCAAGCGAUGGAAGAGUUCCACAGCGGGGUGCCAAUCUACCUUCCUCAGGACAGCUCCCUGCAGUCGGAGACGGUGCACUUCAAGAGGGGAGUCAGCCAGCAGUUUUGCCUGCCGUCCCACUCGGUCAACCUCAGCGAAUGGGCUGAGGAGGAGCUGCUGUUUGACAUGGACAAGGAGGUCUUCCCCAUGGUGGUGCAGGCUGUGGUGGACGAGGGCGAAGAACAUAUGGGCCACUCCCACGUGUUGCUGGCAACUUUUGAGAAGCACAUUGACGGAAGCUUCUGUGUGAAACCGCUGAAGCAGAAACAAGUGGUGGACGGGGUCAGCUACCUGCUCCAGGAGAUCUAUGGCAUUGAGAACAAGUACAACAGCCAGGAAUCAAAGGUGGUGGACGACGAGAUCAGCGACAACAGCGCCGAGUGCGUGGUGUGUCUGUCGGACAUCCGCGACACGCUCAUCCUGCCCUGCCGCCACCUGUGUCUGUGCAACGCCUGCGCCGACACGCUGCGCUACCAGGCCAACUGCUGCCCCAUCUGCCGGCUGCCGUUCCGGGCGCUGCUGCAGAUCCGCGCCAUGAGGAAGAAGCUGAGCCCGCUGUCCCCCGGCAGCUUCAACCCCGUCAUCACCUCCCAGACCUCCGACUCAGAGGACAACUCGGCGAUGGAGCACAUCCCCCCGGGUUACGAGGCGGUGUCCCUGCUGGAGGCCCUCAACGGGCCCCUGAGCACGUCGCCGGCGGCCCCCCCGCUCCACUCGGGCCCCAGCCACAUCACCGGGGCCCUGCCCCCCUACAGCGGCGAGAGCCACCCGGCCCCGCCACGCUCCCCCUCCCCGCUGGACCCCUCCAAUUCCAGCCAGGGCGGGAAGCUCAAGAAGAGCGGCUCCAAGUCCCUUUCCCAGAAUUCCUCUGUGCUCCAAGAGGAGGAGGACGAGAAGUCUUGCAGUGAGUCUGAGGCCCAGGCGUGCCGUCGCAAGCUGCCCGUGGACCCGCCAGAGUGCGGUGUGACGCCAGACAGUGAGAACCUGACUCUGUCGUCUUCCGGAGCCAUCGACCAAUCGUCCUGCGCCGGCACGCCCCUGUCCUCCACCAUCACGUCCCCUGAAGACCCGGUGAGCAGCAGCUUGGCCCAGUCGGUGAUGUCCAUGGCCUCGUCCCACUCGCAGCACUCCCACAUCAGCACUGACACCAUGUCCUCCAUGUCAGGGUCCUACCUGGCGGGGGGCGAGGGGGAGCCCCCCCGCGGGGCCGGGGACGGGGGCUACGCCGCGGGGGACAACCACCCGGACACCCCCAUGAGGAGCCGGGGACCCUCCCAGCAGGACGGGGGUCUUUCCAUGGAGCCAAAGGAACCAAAGUACUCUGUGUCACUGGAGGAGCAGGACUCGGAGGGCAACGACGUCACGGAAGAGGACAGCCCGUCGCCGUCUCAAGAAAAGGGUGGGCGGAGCAGGUGUCCAGAGUUGGCCAAUAACAAUCAGGGCGACGCCCUCUGUGACACGCCCUCUUUUGGGUUGGAUAAUGAGCAGGCUUCCGACAGCCGAUUCGCUGGUGAGUGGCCACCUACCGAACACGGACCAAUGAGACCUGAGGACUGGGGGAUGGGACUGGGGAGCUUCAGGGAGUCGGACGGACGGACGGACGGGGGGGCGCUGAGAGAGGAGAGACUUUGGUCAGGACAUGGGGGAGUGACACAGAAAGGGUCUUCGGUUGAACGGCGUCCAAGGAGAAAGCACUGCAAAGAUUAACAUUUUAGCUUGCUAGGUUUUUUUUUUUGACAUGCCUGUCAAGG
Gadus macrocephalus (Pacific cod) is the source of this 2777-nucleotide messenger RNA. It is a transcript of the gene rnf157, whose product is annotated as ring finger protein 157. Gene Ontology annotation, biological process: protein ubiquitination. Gene Ontology annotation, cellular component: cytoplasm. Gene Ontology annotation, molecular function: ubiquitin protein ligase activity. The record is from RefSeq and is a predicted model, not a curated record. Lineage: Eukaryota; Metazoa; Chordata; Actinopteri; Gadiformes; Gadidae.